CUGGCGCUGGAGUCAGGCAUCAUGACAGCUCUGGCCGGAGGUUUGCCCAGAAUGAUGAGACCAUCUCCCCACCAGAACUACCCCCGCGGAGGAUACUCUCUGGAAGUGUCCACUCCUUUAGGCCAGGGCCGGGUGAACCAGCUCGGGGGAGUCUUCAUAAACGGCAGGCCACUUCCAAACCACAUUCGUCACAAAAUCGUUGAAAUGGCGCAUCACGGGAUCCGGCCGUGCGUAAUAUCCAGACAGUUACGCGUCUCCCACGGCUGCGUCUCCAAAAUCCUGUGCCGCUACCAGGAGACAGGCUCCAUCAGGCCGGGAGCCAUCGGAGGCAGCAAACCCAAGCAAAUAACUUCUCCGGAGGUUGACAAGAAAAUCGAAGAAUACAAGAGAGAAAACCCGGGCAUGUUCAGCUGGGAGAUCCGUGACAAGUUACUGAAAGAUGGAGUGUGUGAUAGAAACAGCGUUCCCUCAGUGAGCGCGAUAAGCCGCAUCAUGAGGUCCAAAUUUGGCGGCAGUGGAGAGGAAGACGAGGAGGAUGAAGAGAUGGUGAAAAGAGAGAUGGAUGAGGGCGAGACGCGCACAAAACACAGCAUUGAUGGCAUCCUCGGGGGCACCUCAAGCCAUUCGGACGAAGCUUCAGAUGUGGACUCGGAGCCGGGGUUGCCUUUGAAGAGAAAGCAGCGUCGCAGUCGAACCACCUUCACCGCGGAACAACUGGAGGAGCUGGAGAGGGCUUUCGAGCGCACGCACUACCCUGACAUUUACACCAGAGAGGAGCUGGCACAGCGGGCCAAGCUAACAGAGGCUAGAGUCCAGGUGUGGUUCAGCAACAGAAGGGCUCGUUGGAGGAAGCAGGCAGGAGCCAAUCAGUUAAUGGCGUUCAACCACCUUAUUCCCGGAGGUUUUCCCCCGACCGCUAUGCCUGGUCUGCAGCCGUACCAGCUUUCUGACAGUCCCUACCCUCCAACAUCUAUUGCUCAAGCAGUGUCCGAGCAGCCCAGUACAGUGCACCGGCCUCAGCCCCUGCCCCCCACCACAGUGCACCAGAGCGGACUCACCUCCUCGGUCAGCAGCCAGGACGCAGGGUCAGCGUACUGCUUGUCUUCUGGACGUCACGGUUUCUCAGGGUACUCCGAGAGCUUCGUGACCCCGACGGCGCACGGCAACCCCGGAGUGAACCCGGCCAUCAGCAACAGCCUCUCCCCACAGGUGAUGGGCUUGUUGAACCCAAGUGCAGUGCCACAUCAGACCCAGAGUGACUACGCCAUCUCUCCCUUGACUGGAGGUCUGGAGGCUAACGGAGGAAUGUCCAGCACCUGCCAUAGUUCCCAGAGACUAGAGGCUCUCCCAGGGCUGGCCAGCAUGCCCACUCUGCCCAGCAGCCAGUCCUACUGCCCCCCGUCAUACACGUCGCCCGCUUAUGCCGUGGACCACCAUCCAUCUUAUCAGUAUGGACAAUACAGCCAGAGCAAGGUGCCAUUCAUUAUCUGAGUCCAGCCUCUUGGCCCGGGCAGGAUGCUUCCUCUGGCUGGUCUGGAGAACAGAACAUCCCCAAACUCUGACCAGGACAACAGACAGACAGAGGCUAGUCUAAACUGUGGCGGACUGGAUUAAUCAGGACCAAAAGGCUGUUUCCUGUUACCUGGAACUCACUGCUUUGUGCGUCAUGCUCCAAGGACCAAGCCUGGAUCUGUGAACACACAAAGGGAGAAGAGUUAGCAGCGGUGCUGGGGGAACAGACUAAAUACAUUCAAGAUCGUGUGUUUGAUUUUUGUAAUAAGAGGCAGUAGACUUUGUAAGUCUUAAUGCAAAGUGGAUGGACUUGUAUCGUUGACUGAUCUGGUGAUAAGAUGUUAUUUCUAAACGCAUUUUAGGAAUAAUGAGAUUCAUGUAAUGUUUAUGUGAGACAUUGAAGAUAAGAAUGUGAGUGUAGAGCACACCGUACAGCUGUGUCAGAGUGCAACCACUGCAACCCAAAGAAAGUGCAAUACAUUCAUACCUCAUGUGAAAGAAGAACAAAGCCCUGAUAUAUGCUCUAACAGACUUUUGUCACCCGUCAUCAGGGAAUAAUGUAAAUCGCUAAACAUGUAGUUAUGUUUUUAUAAAGCCAAAAAUGUCUCUGCCCGUUCACAUUCAUUUUGACUCUAAUUUUUGCAUGUUUUUCCCAUUCUUUUUCUUUUCGGGAACUUGCCAAGUAUAGUUCCUUAUUUAUUUAGUAUUGUUCAAGUGUUGGGUCUGUUU
Molecule: messenger RNA, 2241 nt
Organism: Periophthalmus magnuspinnatus
Lineage: Eukaryota; Metazoa; Chordata; Actinopteri; Gobiiformes; Gobiidae
Gene: pax3a
Product: paired box 3a
Exons: 9
Coding region: 22-1491 (489 amino acids)
Biological process (GO): anatomical structure development; regulation of transcription by RNA polymerase II
Molecular function (GO): RNA polymerase II cis-regulatory region sequence-specific DNA binding; DNA-binding transcription factor activity, RNA polymerase II-specific
Source: RefSeq, a predicted model, not a curated record